Anopheles cruzii is the source of this 2522-nucleotide messenger RNA. It is a transcript of the gene hgo, whose product is annotated as homogentisate 1,2-dioxygenase. Bases 218 to 1531 code for a protein of 437 amino acids. Lineage: Eukaryota; Metazoa; Arthropoda; Insecta; Diptera; Culicidae. The transcript has 4 exons. Gene Ontology annotation, biological process: L-phenylalanine catabolic process. The record is from RefSeq and is a predicted model, not a curated record. Gene Ontology annotation, cellular component: cytoplasm. Gene Ontology annotation, molecular function: homogentisate 1,2-dioxygenase activity.
ACACCGAGAGAUCGCCAAGACAUUUUUGAAUACUUAAUAAGUUCUGAAACGCACCCACAGACUUUCAGUCGGUUGUCGCCGCCCAAACCGAGUGCAACAAGUGUCUGAAGAGUCUCCCGGAAGUGAACGAAACGGAUGCAGCAAAGUGAACGUUAUCUGUGUUUGAAGUAGAUUAACCCAAAAAGUGUCAGCAUCUUGUGCUUCAAGCAGUGUGAACAUGCCAGAAUAUAAGUAUUUGUCCGGUUUUGGGUCUCACUUCUCGUCAGAAGAUCCCCGAUGUCCAAAUGCCCUGCCAGAGGGUCAAAACUCACCGCAAAAGUGCGCCUAUGGACUAUACGCCGAACAGCUGUCGGGCAGUGCUUUUACGGCGCCCCGUACAGAAAAUACGCGCUCCUGGCUGUACCGUAUCCGACCAUCGGUGGUCCAUCAACCAUUCGUCCGGUACGAAGGUGUGGCUCCGUACUUGCGCGGAACCGCCUGGGAAGAGCAGCACCCGAACCCGAACCAGAUGCGUUGGAACCCGUUCGAUUUGCCUGCCGCGGGACUUGAAGUAGACUUUCUAUCCGGUUUACAUACGGUCUGUGGAGCAGGCGAUGUUCGCGCUCGGAAUGGGCUUGCAGUGCACGUCUACCUGGCUAACAGCUCGAUGAAGGACACGGCAUUUUACAAUAGCGAUGGAGACUUCCUCAUAGUUCCCCAGCAAGGCGCUCUGGACAUUACCACCGAGUUUGGUCGCUUGUAUGUGGAACCGAACGAAAUCUGCGUCAUUCCGCAGGGUGUACGAUUCACCGUGGCACUGGAAGGUCCGUCCCGUGGUUACAUCCUAGAGGUGUACGACGGUCACUUCCGGUUGCCCGAUUUGGGUCCGAUCGGAGCGAACGGCUUGGCGAAUCCACGUGAUUUUCUCGCACCUACCGCAUCUUUUGAGGAUCGCACCGUGGACGGGUAUCGUAUUGUGUCCAAAUACCAGGGAGCCUUGUUCUUGGCCAAACAGUCCCACUCCCCCUUCGAUGUAGUUGCCUGGCACGGGAACUAUGUGCCGUACAAGUACGAUCUGGCUCGGUUCAUGGUGAUCAACUCGGUCAGCUUCGAUCACUGUGAUCCGAGCAUUUUCACCGUGUUGACCUGCCCAAGCAAUCGACCAGGCACAGCGAUCGCCGACUUUGUUAUCUUCCCUCCGAGAUGGUCUGUCCAGGAGGGUACCUUCCGGCCACCAUACUACCAUCGUAAUUGCAUGAGUGAGUUCAUGGGACUAAUCUUCGGGCGCUACGAAGCUAAAGAAGGAGGCUUCCUGCCGGGCGGAGCUUCCCUGCAUUCCAUGAUGACACCACACGGUCCGGAUCAUCGGUGCUUCGAGGGUGCGUCCAACGCGGAGCUCAAACCGGAACGCAUAGCCGACGGCACCCAGGCGUUUAUGUUCGAAUCGUCCCUGAGCAUGGCCGUCACCCGGUGGGGAGAACAGACGUGCCAGAAACUAGACGCUCGCUAUUACGAGUGCUGGCAGGCGCUGGAGAAACACUUCCAUCUGUAACGCCGGGACGUGCUUUCGGAUUAGUCGCAUUUUGCGCCUAGGCUUUGGUUGUUUAAUUUCCGAGUUUGUUUUAUUAUCCUGUAUUUUCACAUCGAACUUAGUGUUUCGGGUUUCCGUUGAGUCAGUUAGAUAUUCGUGAUCUAUUUCUGUUUUCUUUUGCUCAAUAUUUACGAAUAAAAUUCUUUCACAAGCAAAGUAUUUUUUCAAAAUCAUACAUGUUUGCCUAUCGCGACCACCUCUUCGCGGUCCUUGUCAUGAAAUAAUUAUGAUAAAGUGAUUCUUUGCUUUUUGCGUUGUGCUGUUCGAUACAAUAAACCGUGCACGGUCAGCCAAACACCUUCCCAUAGAAACACGUCUAUUCUUUGACUUAUGAAACAGGUUUUGUAAGUGAUUUAAUAUUAUUUUAUUUUUAUUCUUUGUCUUUCAAGUGUGACAUCCCUCUCUUGCUAUGUAUCUCAGCGCUGUUUACCGUUAAACUUAGUUCCUUCGCAUACUUUGGACAAUUUGCUUUUAUGGUGUUUCGUAUCUUGUGGGAUGUGUUUUUCACUUUUUUUGUUGUUGUUAUAGAUAUUGACCAGUCACCAACAUCCGGUUUUGUUUUUCUUUCGUUUUAAAAAUGCUAGUUAUUAUUGCGUAGUUCUCUCUCACAUUUCCUUCCGUUCGUACAGAGUUUUAUGCACAAAAAUAUUUGAUUUGGUUUAAGGUUCAUGACUAUUAAUGCCACUAGGCAUUUGCGUUCACCGUUUGUUGUACCGACACCCUCGGCCAGCAUAGGCGAUAGGCACAGACAAAUUUCCAUAUUUACACCGUCAGAGAAACAAAGCGGAGCAAUGCGAUGUGAAAGCAGAGUGCAAGGAAGGUAUGUGGCUCGUCAAACGACGUUCACAGUGUAGGCGCCAUGCUAGAAUGUCUGUAUGGAAAAGGACUUUAUGUGGCAUUGUUUAUUGUGGAGAUGAAAAAAUCGCAAUAAACUAAAGAUAACGCUAUGUUU